AUGACUUCUCAGCGUCGUGCUCUACCGUUCGAGAUGUCGAUAUCAGAUGACGAAUGCAACACUCUUGCGACACCUGUAUCGCCUUUCAACACUCGAUAUGCAAGUCCUUCCAAAAGACAACCGUCUGCCAGCGAAACAUUUCGCGGCAAUUCCAUCGCUAGCGAUAUUCUGCUCUCAUGCAGGGCGCCGACACCUAUCAGGGCCAGAUCCCCAUUUAUACGCGCUGCCCGUAGUACGCUGAGUGCUCUUCAAGCUAUUCCUCACGCCGUCAUCCCUGGAUCGUCUCGUAUAAAUAAGGACCGUAGCCGACAUUCGUCGGGUAGUGCCUCCCUCUCUUCCGACUCCGAGUCUGACCUGCUCCUCUCGCACCGUUCGUCUUCGGCCUCAUCCAGCUCCUUGUCUUCAGUUUCACCGUAUAUAGACGAGGACGAUAUUGUUGUCUUGGACAAGGCGACCUUGAAAGAGGAUGCGGAGCUGAGCAAGACCCACAUGGCUGCCGACAUUUCUGACACACUCUUUCACCCAACUCCUGCGCUUCCUUUAUCAGCGUCUACUUCUCGAUUCUUCUCUCCUGAGGCCGAGCCCCAUGCCUCCGCUGAUCACAUUCUUCGCCGUGAGGAGUCCUGCUCCACCCUUCGAACUUUUUCUGGUAGUUCGGACAUACAGCUCUCUGCUUCUCGUCCUUUACCCACCCCUCCUGAUGUCUCUACGCCCGCUGUCGGAUCACUUGGCCCUGACAGUGAUAACUAUCGUCGCGACUUUCCUCUUUCGCUUCACGCUUAUGGUUAUACCGACAAUUUCAGCUGGUCAGGGUCGGGCGCGGGCAGUGCUGCUUCUGUAUCAUCAAAAAGCCAGGACUCUUUUCUCUCUGACGAUCCUAGCCUGCCUGCUCCUGCUCCCCGAAAGCGCAGCCGGAGUAUCUCGAGGGUCGUCAAACGAGUCUGUUCGCCCGCACCACGAGACUGUCCUACUCCGAAGCCGAAGGAGCGCACCAUGAGUCCACGUAACGUUCCACUGCCCCAGUCACGAGCAACUUCUCCUGAAACUACUGCUCGCGUAUCUUCUCGUGCUGAUCCCGCUAGUGGUAGGGUUAUGGCUACUGAAGCGUCUGUGGAUCAAUGGACUGCUCUUCUCGACGGGAUACUCAAGGCCACAGGAACGACGUAUUCUUCUCCCUUGCCUAUCGACCCUGUCGCCACUCCAGUGUCUAAGAGCAAACGGAUUCACUCCCGGCCAGUUACCCCAACUUCAGCCCCUCGAUCUCGAAACGCCCCUCGCAGCCGAGCCACAACGCCCGUACAGCGCGCUAUCACACCUGCAGCGAAGGUAGUCAUGAGCUUGGAGGCUAUGAUGAAGCCGUUGAUCGCACCAGAGAGAGAUCCGACCGAGGGCAUAAAUGGAGAAAUGACGGUCACGGUCAGUACCGAGACGGAGGUGAGGAACGACCGCAAUGAAAUCCUAAAUGCAGGGAAUGCACCUACGGACGAUAAGUGGGCGCAUCUCGUCGUCGAGGAUAAGAUGUAA
Stereum hirsutum FP-91666 SS1 is the source of this 1524-nucleotide messenger RNA. RefSeq lists its product as uncharacterized. Bases 1 to 1524 code for a protein of 507 amino acids. The record is from RefSeq and is a predicted model, not a curated record. The transcript has 3 exons. NCBI's taxonomy places the organism in Eukaryota, Fungi, Basidiomycota, Agaricomycetes, Russulales, Stereaceae.